Messenger RNA from Spodoptera frugiperda (fall armyworm), 7557 nucleotides. RefSeq names its product serine/threonine-protein kinase D1 (gene PKD). The record is from RefSeq and is a predicted model, not a curated record. Gene Ontology annotation, biological process: protein phosphorylation. Gene Ontology annotation, molecular function: ATP binding; protein serine/threonine kinase activity. The transcript is spliced from 16 exons. NCBI's taxonomy places the organism in Eukaryota, Metazoa, Arthropoda, Insecta, Lepidoptera, Noctuidae. The coding region runs from base 237 to 2771 and encodes 844 amino acids.
CGAGUAUUUCCGAACGAAGCCAAUGUCAUGUCAAGUAAAAUGUGACGGGAGAGGGCCCCAUGUUUUGCCUUUUGUAAAUUUACUUGUUGAUUUUAAUAAGAAUUUAAUGAGAAUUUAGUGAACAAUAGUUAUAUCGCGACCAGGAUAGCUAUGUUAUAGUUGUACAAGUGCUCCAAGUGUUGGCGACUCAUCGUACCGCCUCUACAGCCGCCGAUUGUUCAGCAUUGCGGUGCGUCAUGGAGGACGACGUGACGUUCCUGUUCCAACUGGGCGUGGUGCGGGACGCGGUGGCGGCGCCGGCGCACCUGCUCACACUCGCACACCUCAAGGAUCUCGCCGUCAAAUUCGUUCAUGAUAAGAUACCAGACAACGGGCUGAACCGGCUGUCGGACCGCAUCCUCCUGUUCCGCCACGACUACUGCUCACCCAACGUGCUGCAGCUCAUCAACUCCGCAUCUGACGUCACUGACGAGACCCUCGUCGAGAUCGUACUCACUGCCAACCGUGAGUAUGGAUCGUUGCUUUGCGAUGGCGGUGCAGAAGUUGCGCCUGCGCCGCGACCUCACGCACUCUCCGUACAUUCGUACAAGGCACCUACUUUCUGUGAUUUCUGCGGCGAGAUGCUCUUCGGUUUGGUGAGACAGGGACUUAAGUGUGAAGGGUGCGGGCUAAACUACCACAAGCGUUGUGCCGUGAAGGUGCCGUCGAACUGCACGUGCCCGGUGUCUGCGGGCGCGGGCAGCGUGGGCAGCGCGGGCGCGCGCCGCGUGUCGGGCGGCGGCCGCAGCCCCAGCCGCGCCUCCACGCACAGCCACGCCUCGCACGACGACUCCCUGUUGGGCAAAGCGUCGCGGUCGCCGUCUCGCGCGGGCUCAGUGGGCGGCUGGAGCGGCGGGGGCGGGGGCGGCGCGGCCAUCCCCCACACGUUCGAGGUGCACUCGUACACGCGGCCCACCGUGUGCCGCCACUGCAAGAAGCUGCUGCGCGGCCUGUUCAAGCAGGGCCUGCAGUGCAAGGACUGCCACUACAACGCGCACCGCAAGUGUAUCCCCUUCAUCCCCAAGGACUGCGGCGGCGAGAUACGCGACCAGCACAGUGAGUCACGUCAGACUAACCUACAUAUCUGCAGCACAGGCGAGUACCAGGACAGCAGCACGGGCAGCGAGCUGUCGGAGUCGGCGCGGCUGCCCGACGAGGAGUCGGAUGAUGGCGGGAAUGAGGCCGCCGAGAGUGCCACCGGAGACGACGGAGAGGUGGAGCUCCGGCGCCGGCCCGACGAGCCGCAGCGCGACAGUCUGCCGGACCGGUCGGCCAGCCGGCCCAGCAGAUCUGACUCGUGUGCACGUUACAGUUCGUCCUCCUCGCCCAGCGCCAACAUACCACUCAUGCGCAUCGUGCAGUCCGUCAAACACACCAAGAAGAGGGACGGACAAUGGCUCAAGGAGGGAUGGCUCGUACACUUCACGAAUAAGGACAAAACUCUGAAACGUCACUACUGGCGUCUGGACAGCAAAUCGAUCACAUUGUUCACAUCGGAACAAGGCAGCAAGUACUAUAAGGAGAUCCCUCUCAAUGAGAUCUUGGCUAUCGACACCGCGAGGCAACCGCAUCCCGGGACAGACGUGAUGCACUGCUUCGAGGUGCGCACGGCGAACGUGGACUACCUGGUGGGCGUGGAGGAGGCGUGGGCCGGCGCCGCGCCGCCGCCGCCCGACUCGGGGCUCGGCGCAUACCUCGCGCGCUCCUGGGAGACCGCCGUCCGACACGCGCUGCUGCCCGUCACGCACCACUCCGUGUCAUUCCCGUGUAUAGCCGAGGCCCGCGGCUGCGCGCUGGCGGAGGCGGAGGGCGAGGGCAGCACGGACGAGCGCGUCACCGACAUGGCGCAGCUGUACCAGAUCUAUCCGGACGAGGUGCUCGGCUCCGGGCAGUUCGGCAUCGUCUACGGCGGCCUGCACCGCCGCUCCAAGAGACCCGUCGCCAUCAAGGUGAUAGACAAACUCCGGUUUCCCACCAAACAAGAAGCUCAGUUGAAGAACGAGGUGGCCAUCCUACAGAACCUGUCACACCCUGGCGUCGUCAACUUGGAGCGUAUGUUCGAGACACCCGAGCGGAUCUUUGUGGUGAUGGAGAAGCUGAAGGGAGACAUGCUCGAGAUGAUCCUGUCACAUGAGAAUGGAAGGCUCACGGAGAGAAUCACUAAAUUUUUGGUGGCACAGAUCCUGGUAGCUUUGAAGCACCUGCACGAGAAAAACAUCGUGCACUGUGACCUCAAACCGGAGAAUGUGCUGCUGUCCACGGAUGAGGAAUUCCCACAAGUCAAACUUUGUGAUUUUGGAUUCGCCAGAAUCAUAGGGGAGAAAUCUUUCAGAAGAUCCGUCGUCGGGACACCUGCGUACCUUGCUCCAGAAGUGCUGCGCAACAAAGGAUACAACCGGUCGCUGGACAUGUGGUCGGUGGGCGUGAUCAUAUACGUGUCGCUGUCGGGCACCUUCCCCUUCAACGAGGACGAGGACAUCAACGAACAGAUACAGAACGCCGCCUUCAUGUACCCACCUACGCCCUGGAGGGAGAUCUCCGCUGAAGCGAUCGACCUGAUCAACAACUUGCUGCAAGUGAAGCAGCGCAAGCGCCUGUCGGUGGACAAGUCGGUGGCGCACGCGUGGCUGCAGACGCGCGGCGCCUGGCGCGACCUGCGCGCGCUGGAGGCCCGCGUGGGCCAGCGCUACCUCACGCACCCCAGCGACGACGCGCGCUGGGCCGAGCGCUGACCGCCGCCCACACACACUCUACACUCGCUCCUACUCCAUUCUAGGUAUUACUGCGUUCCACGCGAUAUCUCCCCGAUUGUUAACGUAAUCACGACAUUUGUAAUAUGUUACAAACAAACAGCAACAACUAUAGGAAAGAAGUAUGUUUUUAUAAUAAACAUUUUAAUAAUUAAAUAGAGCCGACUAUAGGUCCAAAUAUGAUAUUGUUAAUGCAAGAUUUGUAUUUUAUAGAUGUUUUUACUGAGAGAGUUAUGGUACUUCUGCAAAUUCGAUGCACUUAGUGCUGUCUUUCGAAGUACCCAAUGAAGGUUGUCAAAUUACUGCAUUCCUACAUAGUAACCAACUGUUUUGUUUUAGCUGUUUUUAUUUAUUUGUGCGGUUUUUAUACUUAGUUUAAUUUGAAUAUUAUAUAACAUUACUGUUUGGAUACGAUGUUGUGAACAAUCAAAAUAUUAUUUUAAGUUAUUUACUUUUAAGUGUUAGGACGUUACUGUCCAAUAUUGUAUGUCACAAAUAGACAAGCUAGUGGACUUACGCAAGUUCUCUGUGCUGUAAGUUCAGCGAUAAUACAGGUAAUACUUCACAAGUCACAAACAAUGGUAACUAUAAUGAACGAAGCGCUUCCUUUUACAUACUUAGCAGGUUAACAAGUAAAGCUCCAUGCAGUCUGUUUGCCUAAUAAUUGAGUACAUAUUUGUUCGUGUAUUAAAAUACUUAAUUAACUUGUAAUAUUAUCUAACUCACUUCUUAUUAAGCGAAAUCCUAGUCUGUAAGAAUGUGAACUCUUAUCUUCUAAGUAAUAAGUACAUACACUAAUGUUAGAUUAAUAAUUUUGCAGCUGUUUUGUACAGUGUACAAUGUUUUAUGUUAUUUAUUUACUAAACAGUGUAGACGCGAUAUUAGUACAGUUUGAUAAUGUUUGUCGAUAUCGUCCUAUACCUAAUGCGCUCUAACAAGGUGCGGCUGACAGAUGCCAGUAUGACGUUGACGUCUCUCUUUAGGGAUGGACAUUAGAAAAAUCUUUUUUUAUCGCUAUCGAUACUCGCAGCAUACAUUUAAUUCUCUUGAAUUUUUUAUUAAAUGUGUGUGUUAUUUAGUUGUGCAGUCUAACUACGUGUAUAUACUUGUCAAAAUAAAUAUUUUAUGACCGAGCCCUGAGGUGUUUCAGAGUUACAGUUUUACAGAACCGUGAAGAAAACAAGGAUAUAUUAGUUUGUAUAUGUUGGAAUAGUACCACCACGCAUUAUCAAUGGCGCCGGAAAUGUCUAGAAAAAUGCCUACUACAUAUUUCUGCUCAGAUAAUGUCACUGUGGUUUGGGCAACCGCGUCUACAGUGGAUUUACCCACAUAAUUAAAGGUUUUUUAAGAAUGAUAAUUGAACGACGCACGAUUUUCGUUUUUUAUUCUAAAAAAACAUCGACUACCUAUCCAUCGUAGCCGUACAUCCCAUCACUAAACACGACUAUGGCUUUACGUUAUACGCAUAACACUUUACUUUAUUUUUCAUUUCAUUAGAUUUUAAUUGAAUACUAGAACAUUCCGGUUGGUUUUAAUUUAAUUAACUACGCAUCCGAAUGAUUUAACAUAAUACGAAUGUGAUACAGCUAAAAUAUUAAGGCAUAAUUUUUAAAUCGCAGCAACUUUCAAGAGUGAUACGAAACGUUACUGAAUCUGUCAGCCGCACCUUGUUAGAGCGCAUUAGGUAUAGUUACUGCUGGCGUGCGGUGACGGCAAACGUUACUAAGUAUUAGUUAUAACCAUCAAACUCUACUUUAGAGAUUAAUUUUAAUUCUUGUCUAGCAUUCAUGCAACAUGUAUGCUAAGCCUACAAUUCGGCGGCCUAAGAGGUUAUAGGAAUAACCUGAUACAAAUAGUCGAUAGUAAAUGAUGACAUGUUGUUGUAUCUUUAAUUAUAUUAAUGUUGUAGUAGUAAGUAACGGGUAUGGGACUGGUGACGAUGUAUGUGUUAGGUUAUACGCGGUCUAAGUAAUACUUACUUGUUUUUGAACUCUUAUUUUGUCAAAUUGAACAACAACUAGAGUAGUGCCAACGUUUUACAUUUGAACUAUACAUAUGGAUAUUUUGUUAUUAAUACAAUUUCUAUAAUAUAUUGUUAAGAUUUAUUUUUGAAGAAAAUGACAGUCUUCCCUGUUUUGUUACAAGUACACUCAAUUCUAAGUACAUAGAUUUUAGCAAUAUGAAAAAGUUAAUGUUUUUAAUUACUUUACUUAAUAUUGUUUUAGCUCUCAUCACAUACAUUUUAAGAAUAUUACGUAUGACAAAAAUAUCGAUUAUAACAAAUGUUUUGAUAUUAGGAAUCAUUCAUGCGGAAGAAAGAUUGAUAGGAGGUGGAGUAAUGCUGUGAAUAUUUAUUGAUAACAACGCAUUGCGUUGGGGUAUGGCCUGUGUUUGCAAGCGGGUAACUCGACAAUAUUUUACAUGUUUUUCUGCCUCAACCGCCUUACUUCCAACUGUAUGUAGCCAUGUCGAUUAUACAAGACACGUGUCACGUAAUUUUGCCGCUAUAUGCGGGAUCUGACAAAAUCCAUGACAUCUGUCUUGCUGGUGUGUGACGUAGGUGUGCUAGGGAUACGUGACAGAAGGGACCUAAGUUGUGGUAUACGUCGUCAGUAAGUGUGUUUAUAUGUCACAAUAAUGUUGUUGUACUGUUCUAAUCUGAGCCGUCAUUCCAAGAGAGAGCUAACUGGGUGAGUCUGUGACUACGCGGUAUUCCUCCAUUGUUAGUAGAAUAAUGUAAGUUAUAGUAUAGUGGCAACAACCAAGUGCAAAAUAUUUGCUAUCUUCCGAGUGUUGCAACGUUUAUAUAAAAUUCGCCGAGUGAGCGUGUUAUUAGCAUAAUAUAUGGAAUAUUCCCAAAUAGUCCACUUGACUCAUUCCCAUUCGCGCAUUUUACUUGAAACUGUGAUUUUUAUACAUUUAUUUUUAUAAACUUUACAAUAUUUUGCAAUACAAACUUGUGUUUUCUGUGAUCUCGUUGCGGCGUUCCGGUAAUUGCAGCUAGCUCGUGAAAUUAUUUAUAAAUAUAAUUAUAUAUCUAGAUGUCUAUGUUGUCGAUGUUAUGUGUAAUGUGCUAAUCUUUAUCAUUAAUCUUAUUGUCUUACUAUAUAAACUCUGUUGGCGACAGGUCGGUGUAGCAAUGUUCUAGCCAUGUGCCAAGUGUGAAGUGCCAAGUACCCAGAACAUGUUACUAGUUUUCGCUACGUAACAGUUUUAUGCAAAACUCAAUCAAGUUUUAUAUAUUUUCAAAACACUAAUUCUGUUUCUGGUAUUUUCUCUAUCAUUUAUAAUUUUGUUUUUAACCCACUUGUAGCUUCUAAUUUCAACUUUGAUGAUAUUAAAAUGUAUAACCACGGCCUACGUUCUGAUGUUCGUACUGCCAUUGCCCCGUCGACCUGCCGCGACACAUGCUGCGUACUGACAUAGCGGGAACACUUUCCUAGAUGUCGCCACUUUCCAAGGUGCGUUUAGUUGUUCGCUAUCAUUUGUACGCAAGUUUGUUCAUUAAACUAUACAUUUCAAUUGUCAAUUUUGACCUGUUAAUGAGUAAGUGCUUGUUGUGAAAGCUACUGUAUUAGUAUUAUGAUUGUCGGAAUGUGCUUAUUGCAUAUACUUAUUUAUUUUAUUUUAAAACUGCGUAAAUUACUAAACUGUGAAUAUGUAUUUCUAUACAACAAAAUAUUUUUUUAUAUUAUUUACUUUAUUUAAAGUCUUCCUUUUAAUAUAUUAUGCACAAAAAAGAAGAGGAUAAUGUAGAUAUAUAUUAUUUAAUAAAUUUUACUCAUAUGUAUAUUAUUUUGUAACUUGUGAAUUUUGGACCAAACCACACGUUGUAAUCGUAGAGUGUAACAUUAUAUUUAUAUCAAUCAAUUUUUUUGGGAUCAAAUUUUGAAAAGAUCAGUUUGUGAAUCCGCUGUAUUGUUGUGCCAACGUAAAUCUACUAGAAUAAUCGGAAGAAUAGGUUGAAACUCAUUCAAACGCUUUAUUAAUAUUAAAUUACCGUACUUAUAUAUUGGCCAAGAAUUAUACUGAAACUAGGUAUUUUAUUAUGAAAGUGGUACACCAUAUGGGGCAAAGAAUAACUGAUUAUAUCAAAAUAUAUUUUGUUGAACGAUAUGGCUUAAACUACAAUGGUUGAGAAUUUUAGGAAGAAGACUGGCUCUGGCAUCGAGCCCACCUAAUAUGUAUAUGACGAUAUUCUGACUUCCAAAGUUAUCAGGCACCAUUGUAACUUGAGCCGUAUAAUGUGGUAUUAUGGUUGCUUCCAGCAUAGUACUGAGUGAGAGCACUGAGAGCUUGCUGGGCGGUGUCGGUGUUCGCACGAGUUGGCUUUACAAAAGACAUGUAAAUUGAUCGUCAUUAAAUCAUGUUUAGAAAUUGCAAUGUGGUUACAAAUAUAAUGUUAUAGUAGUAUCAUAAGUAACAACUAAGUACCAACUUCAAUGCAAAUGGAUUCUUGACUAAAGUUUAAAUAUAAACAUCUGCGAUCAUAUUACAUGUGAACAACAUACAAAAUUCGUCGUUUCUUCAUAUCAAAUGACUUGAUUCGAUAAGUAUAUUGUAUAUUUGAAUGUUGUAUAUGAAGAAGCGUCGGACAGUAUGGUAAAUAAGUAGCCCGGCCUAUGUAGGUAGGUACACAGAGACGACACAACCCGUGUGCCCCGUGUUGAUGUUUUAGCAUAAGAGAUUAAUUAAUAUUUGACAGAUUUACAAAUUGUGUUAUUAUUAAUUAUUUAAAUAAUAAAUGCCGUUUUUUAAUAUAAAGAAA